AUCAAUCAUGAUACUGUAAUAUUUUUCUUUGAAAAUAUCACUAUGCUUGCGAAAUGCAUUCCAAGUCACCUCACUCCUUCCUAGAAGACGUGAGAUAACCACCAGAUCCCCACUGUCCCCCCAACUACCCCCUCCCAGUCCUAGAACCUGUCCCCACGUUAUCUUCCUUGUGUUAGUGGCCUGAGACAGCUCGACAUCAACAGUUGACAGGAGGGAUCGAGAGGGCAGACAAAGUGCACCUACCUUUCAGAGACAGUAAGUAUUGAGGAAGGAGGAUACUCAUCCCAAUGUUGAAACAAGCGCUUGACCAGCUUGCAAAACUAUCUGCUGCACGGGCAACGCGUGACGAUGACCUCAUUGACCAGUUACACCAUUACGUUGCUGUGGGAACGUUGUUGGCGCUCGCUGUGUUGGUCGGUGCCAAGUCCUUUGUGGGUGCGCCUAUCAAUUGUUGGGUACCGAAAGAAUACGACAAGGAUCAUUUUCAAGAUUACGUGAACGCUUACUGUUGGAUAUCCGACAUGUACAACGUGCCUUUCUCAGAGUCACUUCCGGUUGCGAUUGAUGAUCGGAUGUCCGAAGACCGAGACGUCAGCUUCUACCGUUGGGUCAUCGUCAUGUUCAUGGUCCAGGCAUUUAUGUUUGAGAUCCCGCACAUGAUAUGGAAAACAAUGAAAGGCUUCUCGGGCAUUAACAUGGAAAAGAUCGUUGGCAUGACGCUGGACACACAGAUGCAGCCGGAAGCUGACCGCGACACCAAGAUGAAGCAUAUCUCCAUCUUCAUCGACAGAUGGCUGAAGACGUACCGCCGAUUUGAACAAAACCCGUUCGGGAAUCUGAAGAACAGGUUAGCUAACGUUUUCUUCUGCUUUGGCAAACGUUCAGGCUGUUACCUCACCAGACUGUAUCUUUUCGUGAAGCUGCUGUAUUUGGUCAACGUUGUUUCUCAGUUUCAAAUCCUUACCUCUUUCCUUGGGUUCAACUACUGGGCGUACGGAGGUAAUGUUCUUGAACUUCUAGCCGGCGACUCCUAUUGGGUAGAUCUACAGAACUUUCCCCGCAUUGGAAUGUGCGACUUCCAGAUACGGCAACUUCAGAAUGUUCAAACAUUCACGGUUCAGUGUGUCCUGUCCAUCAACCUCUUCCUGGAGAAGAUCUAUGCUGCACAGUGGUUUGUUCUUCUCAUCCUGUCUCUGCUGACCCUAGGGAGCCUGAUUUCCUGGACAGUUGAGGAGGUGUUCACAUCAAGGCGGGAGAAGUUUCUCAACAAGUACCUGUUCAUGUUUAAAGAUGGCGGAGAUUCGGUUGACCUGAAGCUCUUCAAGAAAUUCGUGCGACAUUAUCUCCGAGAUGACGGCAUCUUUCUGUUACGAGUUGUCGGCAACAACACCAGCGAUAUUAUGACCUUUGAUCUCCUAAAACACCUAUGGGCCAAAUUUAAGAAGGAGCAUCACAAAUCUGAUGACGAGUUCAGUCCUGAAACAAAAUCUUUCGUCAAUAGCUCAGUAUAAAUCAGAUGUUAUGAAGGUGUAUCUAUUUCUCCAUCUAGGUCUGAUAGAGCUUGUUUAAUUAUUUGAUUUUGGUUUCUAUAUAUUGAUAAAUGUCUACUUCCAGAUUUAAACAAUAGGUUAACCCAGAAAUAUAUGCAGGAAUGAAUUUCAUAGUUAAACUAAGAAACACAAUGACAGUAGCAAGAGUACUUCAAAAUUUAGUGGGCGUUUGAAAUACAAUAGAAGUCACUGAUACUAGCGACAGUGGUCAAAUUUCCAAAACAGACUUUUGCUGGACAUGACCUGCCAUCAAGGUGAAAACAUAAUCUUCAGGGUGGUUUGGUGAAAUGUGAAAUGAUGGAAAUAUGCGCUUGCCCACCUAUGUAGUCUAAGCACCUUCUAGAAAGUUCCAUACAAAGAUAGAUUAGUCUAUAGCUGCCCUAGGAUGCAUUCGAAUGCCACUUUCAAAAUGGUCAAACACAUGAUAGCAUUCUUGCACAGAUUGCGUCUCCUGAAGAAAUCCCGGAAUUACUAUAGCUACGGUCAAAGACGUGAGGUAAAUCGCUUUCUUUCAGUGACCCAUGUUUCUGGACGAUCUCUGGUGUACCAACAAAUUCAUGUUUUACACGAAGACUUUUCACAAUGAUUUGUAAAUCAAAACACUUGAAAUUCUAUCAUGUUUCCUGGGAAUAAUUCCGUCCAGAUCAUUAAAGUUUCAUUGUAUCAUUGUAUUCUGAAAUAUAUGUGGUGUAUGUGUUUAUAAUAGCGAUUGAUGUAAGCAAUACUAGCUCAGCAUUGAGUUAGUUCAAUAUCGUUAUAUUAUUUAUCUGUAUCAGCGCGCUUUCUGAAAUGGGCUUUGUAGCGUUACAUUAGUUUUCUGAUAUCACAUUGUUUUAUAAAAAGCCUUGUUUUAUCAGACUCUCAUUGUUUUAUGAAAUUAGUGUUGUUUUAUCAUAAUAGUGUUGUUUUAUCAAAUUAACGUUAGUGCUUCUCUGUAUACACUGGAUUGGAUACAAAUGCUUCAUUUUAAAUAUUAUCAUUUCUGACUAAUGAAAACUAUAAUGUCUGAUCUUUAGCGCUUCUUGGUUUAUCUCAAGCAGUGAUUAACACAGUUGUACAUAACGAGCGUAUCUUAGUAAACAGAGCAUAUAUAUUCUCAAUCAAACCGUUAUUUUCAAUUGCUUGCGAUUAAAUAUACCUUCCUAAAAACUCAUUUUGCAUCAUCAACGUACCUGUAAACGUAAGGGCCACUGGAAUUCAAAUUUUAACUGCGAUAGCCAUACUUAAUUUAUAAGAAAUAUUUCUUGUGCGUUACAGUUUCAACAAUUAUCAAUUCUUGAAAAACCAUGCUCACUGGUUCAAAGAAAACUUAUAUAAAGAAAAUAAUAUAAACUUACAUAGAAUCACAACAAACUCAAUGUAUCAAUAGCUCGAUUUCGUGUCAGCAAUUAUAUUGCCUUUUACCUGAUAUAUAUUUGUGAAUACAGGUUCAUAGCAUAUUUAAAUUUAGAUGUGCACCAUAGCGCACUAGUCUACUAGUACAUAAAGGUAUAUGGUGCGGGUUGGACUGAUUGUCAAUACUGUGUACUCAGAUCUACCAAGUGAACUAUUUACUCCCAAUUAUGAUGUUCUUGUUAUGUGACAUAAAAUAUAUGUUUUCAUGUUUAUAUUUUUUAUUGAAUAAACAAUACACAGUC
Messenger RNA from Haliotis rubra (blacklip abalone), 3187 nucleotides. Its product is annotated as innexin unc-9-like. NCBI's taxonomy places the organism in Eukaryota, Metazoa, Mollusca, Gastropoda, Lepetellida, Haliotidae. Bases 288 to 1511 code for a protein of 407 amino acids. The transcript has 4 exons. The record is from RefSeq and is a predicted model, not a curated record.